This is a messenger RNA of Aedes albopictus (Asian tiger mosquito), 2699 nucleotides long. RefSeq names its product ATP-binding cassette sub-family F member 2-like. The record is from RefSeq and is a predicted model, not a curated record. The transcript has 4 exons. Lineage: Eukaryota; Metazoa; Arthropoda; Insecta; Diptera; Culicidae. Gene Ontology annotation, molecular function: ATP hydrolysis activity; ATP binding. Bases 182 to 1999 code for a protein of 605 amino acids.
CUCUGACGCGCUCCUUGCUCCAAAAGUCUUUUCAUCUUGUCAAGCAAAAAGAGAAAAUUUGCAGGUUCGUGGAAAUUUCAUUAAAUUGCAAUUUUUUGUUGUUUUCUGGCGUCAAAAACGACGAAAUUUUAUCCUGCGCCUAGAUUCCGUCGAAAGUGUUUUAGCAACAAAAUCAACAACGAUGGCACCCGACAAGAAGCAGAAAGGCCGCAACAAGAAGAUUACGCUGGUGCAGAGCGCCAAGAAGGAUGAAAAGCCAGCGAAUGGCACUGCCAAUGGGUCGUCUGUUGAAAUGACCGAAGAAGAGGCACUUUGUGCUAAACUCGAUGAGGAGGCAAGAAUCAACGCAGAGGCGAGAUCCUGCACCGGUUCCUUGGCCGUGCAUCCGCGGUCACGUGACAUAAAGAUUGCCAACUUUUCGAUCACUUUCUUCGGUUGUGAAAUGUUGCAAGACACGAUGCUUGAGUUGAACUGUGGCCGUCGCUACGGUCUUCUCGGAUCCAACGGAUGCGGCAAAUCUUCUCUUUUGGCAGUGCUUGGUAACCGCGAAGUCCCCAUUCCGGAUCACAUCGAUAUUUUCCACUUGACCCGUGAAAUUCCGGCCAGCUCCAAGAGCGCCCUCCAGUGCGUCAUGGAAGUCGACGAGGAACGCAUCAAGCUGGAAAAAAUGGCCGACGAACUGGUCGAGCAGGAUGACGAUGAGUCCCAGGAACGGCUGAUGGAUAUCUAUGACCGCUUGGACGAAAUGUCCGCCGAUCAGGCAGAAGCAAAGGCUUCCCGCAUUCUCCACGGUCUUGGCUUUGACAAAGAGAUGCAACAGAAAGCGGCCAAAGACUUUUCCGGAGGAUGGCGCAUGAGAAUUGCCCUGGCCAGGGCUCUUUUCGUGAAGCCCCAUCUGCUCCUGCUGGACGAACCGACCAAUCAUUUGGAUUUGGAUGCUUGCGUCUGGUUGGAGGAGGAACUCAAGACCUACAAACGAAUUCUGGUGAUUAUUUCCCACUCGCAAGAUUUCCUUAACGGAGUCUGUACCAACAUUGUUCACAUGACCCAGAAACGACUCAAAUACUACACGGGUAACUACGAGCAGUUCGUCAAGACUCGUCUGGAAUUGUUGGAAAACCAAAUGAAGCAGUACAACUGGGAACAGGACCAGAUCGCCCAUAUGAAGAACUACAUCGCUCGGUUUGGUCACGGUUCGGCCAAAUUGGCCCGUCAGGCACAGUCCAAGGAAAAGACCCUAGCGAAAAUGAUGGCUCAAGGUUUGACGGAAAAGGCGACCGACGAAAAGCAGCUCAACUUCUGCUUCCCGUCCUGUGGAACCAUUCCUCCGCCGGUUAUUAUGGUGCAAAACGUCAGCUUCCGAUAUAACGAGAAAACGCCUUACAUCUACAAAAACCUUGAAUUUGGUAUCGACUUGGACACCAGGUUAGCCCUUGUUGGCCCCAAUGGAGCGGGCAAGAGUACCCUGUUGAAACUCCUGUACGGAGACCUAGUGCCUACAGCGGGAAUGAUUCGCAAGAAUUCUCAUCUACGCAUUGCCCGAUAUCAUCAACACCUGCACGAGCUGCUUGACAUGGACAUGAGUCCCCUGGACUACAUGUUGAAAUCCUUCCCAGAAGUGGUCGAAAGGGAAGAAAUGCGGAAAAUUAUCGGUCGCUACGGGUUGACCGGACGGCAACAGGUUUGCCCCAUCCGGCAGCUAUCCGACGGCCAACGGUGCCGAGUAGUGUUUGCCUAUCUGGCCUGGAAGAAACCGCACCUGCUGCUACUGGAUGAACCUACCAAUCACUUGGAUAUGGAAACGAUCGACGCGCUGGCUGAGGCCAUCAACGAUUUCGAAGGUGGCCUGGUGCUAGUUAGUCAUGAUUUCCGACUUAUCAACCAGGUUGCUAACGAAAUUUGGAUUUGCGAACAUGGAACCGUCACCAAAUGGAAGGGUAACAUUUUGGACUACAAGGAACAUCUGAAGAAAAACAUAGCUAAAGAGGCAGCUAAGUAAGAAGGCACACUGCGAGGGCGUCAAGUGAUCAAAACCAAUAUUAGUAACCGAAUAAUAAAUAAUACAAUUAAACUGCAUAACAAUAUUCUAACUUAUAAAGCUAUAGACAAACAAAUCUGCGUCUGCAAAGCACUCACUAAAAGUAUUUAGCCAAAAACCCUGAAAAAUAGUGAUAAUCAAACAAUUAAAUUGAUCCACCCAAAUUCCAACUCGAACAAUGCCUAUUACUUACUAAAAACACCUCCUCUUCUUAGCUCAAAUGAUUAGCGUAGGUAAAACGUAAAGACGUGCUCUAGGAUCUGUAAAAAAGAACUUGUUGAAGGUAUCUUAUCAGUAUAUAAUUGAAUCAAUAUCUUAGAAAAAAUACUUGGACAACAUUUAACAUAGAACUCUGUCUUAUUUAUUUGACUCAAAACACGUAGACUGAUAUUGGCUGACAAAAAGUAUCGGUAAACGUAUUCGCGUAAUUCCCAUUGGUAAGAAGAAGAUGAAGCAGUAGCCAGUAGGUAGACGAGAGAGAACGAGAAACGGCACGGUCAGUGUGGCACCGUAUUUUACGACGAGCAAAUUUUUUCCUGCAUAGACAAACAAUUAAUCGUGUUGUUUUGUUUUGCGCAUUUUUGUUUUAUUCCAAAUCUAGAACGGGAAACUAUCAAUAAAUUGAAGUAUGCAUGCAUAGCCUCACAACAUCUAGGCAAAA